AUACCCCAUCCGAAACCUGUUUAACUUAUUUACACCCCUUUAGUUCUUCAUAAAACACACAUGAACACACGACAAGGGACAAUCCUAUUCCAAAUCGAAGGCAAAUUCAGCACAGAGCUCGUCCAUUAAUCGCAUCCCAUCCUAAUCCCGUGAACUCCUCGGUACAUCUAUUGAACAUUCGCAAAUCCGAGUGAAGGUCAUUGGCAAACUUUCAAGAACCUGAGAACGCAGAACUAUCUGGAGGAAAGAUUAUCUUCUUUGGGAAGUAAAAUGCAGAAGGGCGUCAAGGAUAAGGAGAACCGGAAUGGACCGGAGAUCACUGACUUCCAUCAACAGCAACCGCCAUCAAAACAAAGUGAGGGCUUCCUUGGCAGUUUCCUAUCGAAGGGCCUGAAGACCAAUCAGCUGGUUGUGAACACGGAUGAAAAGACCCUGCGACCGGUUGCACGUCUGAAGGAACCGCGCGAUCUUUUCGCCCUGCCUAAGGACAAGGACAAUGACUGCUCACAGCAGGCCCCCAGAUGGCCAGUGGAAUGCCAGGUCAUCGAGGAGCGCAUCACACACAUUCCGUACGUGCCCGCUACGCCGGAGCCGCUCAAUGCCCCAACGGGUAACGAGCUGAAACCGCGGCCCGUCGGCGAGGAAAGCGGCAUCGUCGUGUUCAGUUACAGUCCGAUUAGCGCCGUUAACUACGAAAAGCCGAAGGCGAAGAAGGAGGAGGAUGAGUCCAGUGACGAAUCGGACUAUUCCUCGGAUUCCCAUCAGGACUCUACGCCACCGAGCAGAUCAACGCCCAUGCGUCUGGCUGGUGGCGGUGGAUGUGCACGUGGCAAGCUUAACAGUGUCUCCAAGAUGAUUAACAAUGUGGACAAUCGAUCCACUAGUGCAUCCCUAGACGACAACGAUGACUACUACGAUGAUGAGUACGAUACCUCCGGUGGUGGCUGUGGAGGUAGUGGUGAGGCCAAGGAGAAGGCCAUCAUUAAGGAUCUCAUCGAGGCAAAGAAGAAGCGCUAUCAGGAAGAGGCAGCGGUCACACCCGCUGCUGGUGGUGGUGGUGGAACAGUUCGAAAUUCUAGAGCAGCCAGCCGUUCGGAGGCCAGCAAGAAUCCUAGCGAGAUCGAUGAUAUUUGGAAGAACAACACCAGUGAAUACAAGCCAGCUUCGCCGCGCUAUGUCCUCAGUCAGUUUGGCAAGAAUGUGGCCAAGGCUGUGAUCGAUAGGAUUGUGGAUCAUGAUGAUCCCUCGGCCCCACCUUCGGGAUCUCAAAAGGUAUCCAACAAGUUUGCCGUAACCCCCAUUAAGUUGCCAAAAACGAAUAUAGCUCGCUUGGAGGUAGCUUUCGAGCGAAGUGCCCGUCAAGAUCGAUCCGCUGCAGUGGCACCCAAAUCGCGUUCCGAUAAGGGUGUAAGCAAGGGUGCCGUCAUGGACAAGCAUCGUCCUGGGGACAGCACCACCUCCUCUGAGGAAACCAGUAGCUCUGGUCUGGGCGAAGAGGAAGAGGAAUAUUUUUCAGAAUCAGAAGAUUCGGGCAGUGGCGAUGGCAUUCAUAGAAUUUUGGGAAGAAAUACGGAACGGUUAGCUGGUGGCGCCGAAAAACCUUAUCCCAAUUCCGGAUCCGUUUCGGAGACAGAAACUCUGGUGGGAAAUGAGAGCAGGAGCAGGUUGACUGACUCUGGUAGCCUGCAGCAGCAGGACUCUGCACGCUCAAGGAGUCGGCAGGGGCAAAUACGUCCCCCACCUCGGGCGGUACCCCAAACCCAUGCUGCCACAGUGGCAGCAGCGGCAGCGGCAGCGGCCCUGGCCAGAAGGCGGCACCGCGACAAAGACGGUUGCUUGGGUGGCAAAGAACAUGACAUAAGAAUGGCAGCGGGCGCGGGCACGGGCACUGGCACUAAUCUUGGCACUACUCGCACCUCUUCUCCAAUUGCGAACAACGUCUUCCGGCUGAGCAAGGAUCAGCAGCAGCUGCUGAAUUCAAUGACCAGCCAGGAGACGACCAGCUCCUUGAAUUCGGUCACAAGUACUAACCAAACGACGGCGACCAACUCGUCGCAAUCUUUUCUAUGCUCCGAUUUACCCCAAGCACAGUUCAGCCGUUCGGCCGUCGGUGGUGCACGUUUCGUGACCAAUUGUCAUCCCAUGAAUCCGGAGGAGUACGAUGGCCUGGAGUUUGAAUCGCGCUUUGAGAGCGGCAAUCUGGCCAAGGCGGUUCAAAUCACGCCCACCUUCUAUGAGCUCUACCUGCGACCAGAUCUCUAUACCAGCCGAUCCAAGCAGUGGUUCUAUUUUCGUGUACGGCACACCAGACGUAAGAUGUUUUAUCGUUUCUCCAUUGUCAAUCUGGUCAAGUCGGACAGCCUCUACAAUGACGGCAUGCAGCCAGUGAUGUAUUCCACGCUGGGUGCCAAGGAGAAGAGCGAAGGCUGGCGAAGAUGCGGAGAUAACAUCUGUUACUACCGGAAUGAUGAUGAAAGUGCCAGUAAUAGCGCUAACGAGGAUGACGAGGACAACUCGACGUAUACGCUGACCUUCACCAUCGAAUUUGAGCACGACGAUGACACCGUGUUCUUUGCGCACAGCUACCCGUACACUUAUAGCGACCUGCAGGACUACCUCAUGGAGAUCCAACGUCAUCCGGUCAAGUCAAAGUUCUGUAAACUGCGCCUUCUAUGCCGCACUCUGGCCGGCAAUAAUGUCUACUACCUGACGGUGACGGCGCCCUCAGCCAACGAGGAGAACAUGCGGCGAAAGAAAUCGAUUGUGGUGUCGGCGCGUGUGCAUCCCAGUGAGACGCCUGCUUCGUGGAUGAUGAAGGGUCUAAUGGACUUUAUCACGGGCGAUACGACGGUGGCCAAGCGUUUGCGGCACAAGUUCAUUUUCAAAUUGGUGCCGAUGCUGAAUCCCGAUGGUGUCAUCGUGGGCAACACCCGAAACUCGCUGACCGGCAAGGAUCUUAAUCGACAGUACCGCACGGUCAUUCGCGAGACAUAUCCAUCCAUUUGGUAUACCAAAGCCAUGAUUAGAAGACUGAUUGAGGAAUGCGGCGUGGCCAUGUACUGUGAUAUGCACGCUCACUCACGAAAGCACAACAUAUUUAUAUAUGGCUGUGAGAACAAACGCAACCCGGAGAAGAAGCUAACCGAGCAGGUCUUUCCCCUGAUGUUGCACAAGAACAGUGCGGAUCGGUUCUCCUUCGAGAGCUGCAAGUUCAAGAUCCAGCGCAGCAAGGAGGGCACCGGACGUAUUGUGGUCUGGAUGCUGGGCAUCACCAACAGCUAUACGAUCGAGGCCUCCUUCGGUGGUUCCUCGCUGGGAUCGCGCAAGGGAACGCACUUUAACACACAGGAUUACGAGCACAUGGGACGAGCAUUUUGUGAGACACUUUUGGACUACUGCGAUGAGAAUCCGAACAAAAUUUUAAAUUUACUCAAACAACAGGACAGGCUACGAUCCAAAAUUAUCGAAAGACUGAUGCGAGAAGGCUCCAGUGCCGACGAGCCAUUGAAUAUCCCUCUGUCGGAUUACUCAAGCGACGAGGGCAACUGCAGCUCCAGUUCGGAUAAUGAGGGCAAACACUCGAUAACGGCAUCCGAUCUGGAGGGACCAUGUUGUGCCCCCACCCGUGCACCGCCCAGUUCGCCGGAGGUAAUCCAUGAAAUUCGCAAGUUCCGUAUGCGACGCAUGCGCAAGGUGAUGCACGAACUGGACAGGAUCUACUUUACGCCCCUGUUCCAGCGCAAAUUCAAAACUCUAACCACUUUGAAGAGAAGGCGUCACAAAAUGGGUGGCAAGACGUCUCCAAAUACGAAGCGUCUGCGAGGUGGAGGAGGUGCAAUUGCAGUAAGUGGUGGUGGCGGUACAGCUAACAGUGAUGCCGUACCCGCCACACCCACAACACCAACUCAGCAAAGCCAACCGAUCAGGCAAUUGGCCAGGAAGCCGCCGAUCAAAAGUCCCCAACCAACUGGGGCUCGGAGUUCGGAAAGUACCGAUAGCAUGGAUUCCUCUCAAUCGGAAUCACUACGAGAUCCGGAUUGCUCAAGUGCCAGCACCGGAGCCAGCAAAGAGAUCACGCGUAAAGCCAAGAGCACUGGCGGUGGGUCCAAGAAAUCAGGAAAAAAGAGAAAGUUUAUGCCCAUAGAGAAAAAGAAGCCUGUGGUCAAUCAAAAACUGCACGUGGAUCGCAAUUUCCGGCUUUGGUUGGCCAACCGACGCAUCUACAUCUAUCGCCGUAAGAAGUCCACCAUUCAGGCGCGUCGCACUAAGGUUAGGGGCAAGACGCCAAAGAAACGCGGCGAGGUGGUACGCACCACUCUUGAUUUGCCCACAACGGAUCCCGGUUCGGAUCUGCACUUCUCCACCGACGACGAAGAGCACUCGCCGACAUCCGGACAAAACGGUUACGGUGCAGUGGCUCCACUUCGGCACACGUUGCUCCAAAGUGAUCUGCAGAGGCGAUACAUUGAGGAAAUUGGUGAUACGGUGGUCCAGAAACCGAAGGCGGCGCACAUGCCACCGGAACUGAUUGUGACAACACCCUCGAAGAGUGGCACACCGGGUGGUGGCAAGAAGAUGGAUGUCUACAAGCUGACUCCUCGCACUGCUCCGGAAUUGGACACAGGUGGCCAUCACAUGGGCAUGAUGCAGAGGCAGUCCGGUGGUACUGGGACAUCCGCCAGACGCACCUACUCCUGGCACAAUCUCGAUCAGCAGGAAAUACCCAAUGGCAAUAGUGCUGGUCAUGGCAAGGCCAACUUCUACAUGACCGAAUCCAAGCCAGCAGUGAAGACGAUGACCAAACCGCCGCCCAGGAGGAGUGUUCCUAGCAAUUUCAUUCCCCAGAGGCAAGGCAAUGUUCAAACGGCGGAUGACCUGCAGCUUAAGCUCUCGUUGAAGAAGAAAGUCUGGACAGGAGCACACGGUGAUGCGGAUGGGCGUCCAUUAGCCUGGUAUAAGGGUCACUCGAUAGCCGGACCCCAAAUGGCCAACACUACUGCGGGUAUAAGAAGUGCUGGCGGUGCUGGGGGAGGAGGAGUUGCAGCCGGUGGAGGUGGCCAGAGCCGUGGCAUGUUUACCUCAAGUGGCAGGGAUCCCACAGCUGCCUCCGGUGGGAUUGCCAUGGGCGCGCCACCCGCUUUUAUUGGUGCACCACGCAAGCCCAGAAAACUCGAGCAAGUGGAUCUGUUCAAUGCCUGUUCUCAGAAGCUGCUCCUAUGGCAGCAACAGGAGGAGCACAAGAGCUCUCAGCCGCCGCCAGCGCAACGCUUGAUGAAGGUGGAGGAUCCGCAUCAGCAGCCGCCACAUCCAAGGGAUCGUGAUCGAGAUCGCGACCGCGGGCAGCAAGCCUACAAGCCCGUACACAUGAUGAAGAAGUCGGCGGAAACAGGCCAGGCCAAAGUCAUCCAAGCUUUGGUGGCAGCCGAAUCCGGUGGAAAGGUCAAGCGCAAGUCCAGCAGCAUGAUGAAGAUAGCAGAGACUACUCAACUAGUGACACGAUUCGCUCGUAGUCGUAACAGUGCCGGAGGAUCUGCAGUGCAGCAGCAACAGCAGCAGCAACAUAUGCAUCAGCAACACCAGCGGAUGUUGUUCAAGGGUCAGGUGGGAGCCGGAUCCGUAGGAGGUCGGAUGCACUCGGCCGGUGUGAUGGGUCAUAUGCAAGGCAACGGCGGUGGUGGACGUGCACCCAACAAAUUCAAGACCGGUGGGCUAGUAAUCACGGCCGUCCAACAGCCCGCCAAUAUGCCAGGUGGCAGCUCUCGACGAAUGAGGAAUGCUGCCGGAUUGCAGGCCAAGAGCAGCACGGGUGCCAUGGGAUCAUCGUCCGGGCAAAUGCAAUACCAACGGAGCAAUGGAAACGUCCAGGCCAAUAAAUCCUCAACAGGAAUUUCGCUGGACACCGUUAAUCUUGUCCGGAAGGUGAAGACCAAGCUGAAGAAGCGCAAAUCCCGCACUUUAUCGAACGGAGCACCGAAAUAGUUGACACCGGAACUUCGGGAUCGUUUAGCUAGAGUCAUAUUACCCAGAUUUUCCUUUCAACAGACAAUAUGGUGCUCCAGAUUCUCGUCCAGGUGUAUUUAUUUUACACAGCAGAUUCGGCGUAAGCCACAUUUUUGGUUUCAAAAUUUUAGUCGAAUUUAAUCUGAACCCCCCGUGUCUAUCUUUGUUACGCAAAAAAAAAAACGAUAAGGAAAUGAUUAGCAAAAUUAUCUAUCUAUAUAACUUUAUGCAUAUGUAAUCCCGAUCUCUGUACCUACAGUUAAUCCCUAAAAUAAUGUUAAAAGUCCUAGUGUGUGUGUGUUGUUUUUUUUUUGCUGGAAGUUUUUCUAUUGAGAUUUGCAAUAAAACAAACCAAAAAAAAAAAUGUGAAAACAAA
Messenger RNA from Drosophila eugracilis, 6376 nucleotides. RefSeq names its product cytosolic carboxypeptidase Nna1 (gene Nna1). Gene Ontology annotation, molecular function: zinc ion binding; metallocarboxypeptidase activity. Gene Ontology annotation, biological process: proteolysis. The transcript is spliced from 16 exons. The record is from RefSeq and is a predicted model, not a curated record. Lineage: Eukaryota; Metazoa; Arthropoda; Insecta; Diptera; Drosophilidae. The coding region runs from base 271 to 5979 and encodes 1902 amino acids.